AUGCUCAAACAGAAACGAAAUCGCCCUAAUCGCUUUGCAUCUGCAGCAACUCGACAUCAACAUAUUUACGUCGACAAGGGAACACCUCACGAUCCGCUUGCAGGCUCACCAUACCCUUCACGAUUGAACUUUUACACCGAACCACCACCUCUCGAAAUCACCAUUGAAGAGUUUGAACUCUUUGCACUCGAUCGUCUCCAAGUCCUCAAGACACUCGAAUCAGCAGCACUUCGCAAUAAACGUGGACCUGACUACAAACGCCAAGUGGAUCAAGCUCUUGAAAAGUUUCUUCCAAUGAAAUCCAACCUCACACAAUCCACCAAGCUCCUGGAAGAACGGAGGAAGGAUCAUGUCAGUCACUUUGUCUUACGGCUUGCUUAUUGUCGAAGUGAGGAUUCUCGUGCAUGGUUUUUGCGACAAGAAUGUGCUCUCUUCAAGUAUCGCUUUGAACAAGAAACCUUGGAAGAAAAGAAGAAGUUUGUUGCCGGUUUAAAGUUGAGCUGGACACCUCUUGAACCUGAAGAAAAGCGGCGGAUACGGGAUAAGCUGGAAGCAUGUGCUAUAUGGAAAGCAAGCAAAGCCAAUCAAUCUACACGUGCCAUUGUCGAAAGUGAAACUUACUUUAAGGUUGAUUUUGAAAAAGUGCCGGAUUUGCUCUCGAAUCGAUCAGUCUAUAUUGAAGGAGGUGUAGCCUAUGUGCCCAUGUCCGAUCAAGUCAGUCUGGUCAUGGAUGAAUUUAGGAGAAUGUUGUCAGCUGCGCUGGAAGCAACUGCAAAGGCAUUACCAAGGAUGGAAGAGGAUGAUCGUCUACGACCGAUUCUUGUGAAUGUGGAAAAGCAGUAUAUGGGCAAAGAGUAUGGUGUGGAUGGUGCUGUCACGGGUACUGUGCGUGCUGGUGAUGUGGAUAAGCUUGUUCGUGCACACGCCCCUCUUUGUAUGUCACAUUUACAUGAAGCAUUACGAGCGGAUAAGCAUCUUCGACAUGGUGGCCGUAUGCAAUAUGGUCUUUUCCUCAAGGCUAUUGGUUUAUCGGUGGAUGAAGCAUUGGUUUUCUGGCGAACAGCAUUUUCCAAGUUUCCAGACGACAAGUUUCAAAAGGAAUACGCUUACAACAUUCGACACAACUAUGGCUUGGAAGGCAAACGUGUUAGCUAUGCUCCCUACAGCUGUAUGAAGAUUAUUCAAGGCAAUCCACCAUCAACCGGAGAUCAUCAUGGUUGUCCCUUCCGCCAUUUCUCACGUGGUAACCUGGAAGCCAAGCUUUAUCGUAAUCGUGUCAGCACUGUCCAUGUCAACGAGAUUAUGAACCUUGUCGAGAGCAAACAUUAUCAAAUCGCCUGUACUCGCCUUUACGAAGUGACUCAUCCAGACCAACCCGGCAAAAUCGACCCUAUCGAGCAUCCCAACCAAUACUAUGAAUACAGCAAAAAGCUAGCUAACGGUGAUGUUACCCCAACUGAGAAUAAGGAUGAUGCCAUGGAUAUAGAUCGAUGA
Molecule: messenger RNA, 1494 nt
Organism: Lichtheimia ornata
Lineage: Eukaryota; Fungi; Mucoromycota; Mucoromycetes; Mucorales; Lichtheimiaceae
Exons: 9
Coding region: 1-1494 (497 amino acids)
Biological process (GO): DNA replication, synthesis of primer
Cellular component (GO): alpha DNA polymerase:primase complex
Source: RefSeq, a predicted model, not a curated record